AAUUUCGAAAAUCGAAAAAUUAGUCAAGUGUUUUUUUUUUGGUGUGAAAAAUGCUGAAGGUGCCGGCUGUGGUAUUUGUCCUUUUUCUGGGCGCUGUGGCAGCUUCCCAGACGGGAAAUGAUGUUCUGGUGCUGCUGGACAAUCUGGCCAUUAAGGAGACACAUUCGAUCUUCUUCAAAAACCUCAUAGAUCGGGGCUACAAAUUGACCUACAAGCUAGCUGAUGAUAGCAAUCUCGUGAUUGCCAAGUAUGGAGAGUAUCUGUACAAGCACAUUGUCAUCUUUGCGCCUUCAGUUGAGGAAUUCGGCGGGGAUUUGAGUGUACCGAAACUUGCGGAAUUUAUUGAUGAUGGAGGCAAUGUUCUCAUUGCUGGAGGCUCAGAUUCCGGGGAUGCCAUCCGUGAACUAGCCUCAGAAUGUGGCUUUGAGCUUGAUGAAGAGGGAGCAUCAGUUAUAGAUCACUUGAACUACGAUUUGGCCGAUCCUGGCGAGCAUACGCUGAUUGUUGCAUCUCCUGACAAUCUCAUUGAUGCUCCGGUGAUUGUGGGCCCCAAAACCGGGCCUCCACUUCUCUACAAAGGCACUGGAUUGAUUGCCGAUCGCGAGAAUCCGCUGAUCCUGCAACUUCUGACUGCAGACAGCACAGCUUACAGCUACAAUCCCAGCAGCCCUAUCAAGGAGUACCCCCAUGCCAUUGGCAAAGGAACCCUCCUGAUUGCAGCCCUCCAAGCUCGGAACAAUGCCCGUGUCGUCUUCUCCGGAUCUCUCUACUUCUUCUCCGACGAGGCUUUCUCUGCUUCCGUCCAGAAGGCAAUUGGCGGAAAGCACAGUCCCAAAUCCGGCAACCAGGACGUCGGUAUCACAAUCAGCAAAUGGGUCUUUGGGGAAACUGGACGUCUCCGGGUGGUCUCAGUGGCUCAUGCAAGAGAUGGAGAAAAGGAACCUCCAGCUUCCUACACAAUCCUCGAGCCAGUUGUCUACACCAUUCGCCUGGAGAGGAGCAAUAAUGGUGCCUGGGAACCUUUUGUUGCCAGUGAUGUUCAGCUCGAGUUUGUUCGUAUUGAUCCAUUUGUCCGGACGACGUUGAAACAAGUAAAACCGGGAGAGUAUCAAGCCAAAUUCAAGAUUCCCGAUGUCUACGGGGUUUAUCAGUUCAAAGUGGACUACAACAGAGUAGGAUACACUCAUCUCUACAGCACCACACAAGUUUCCGUUCGUCCUCUGCAACACACAGAGUACGAGAGAUUCAUUCCUAGCGCCUAUCCUUACUACAUCAGUUCAUUCUCCAUGAUGGUCGGAGUAUGGCUAUUUGCCCUGGUUUUCCUCCACUACAGAGAGGAGACCCCUACCAAGAAAGCAGAUGAUAAGAAAACCAACUAGAAAUCUUAUAAAUCUCGAGAAUUUCCAGUCAAAAUAAAGUUUUUUUCUAGACAAA
Messenger RNA from Phlebotomus papatasi, 1434 nucleotides. RefSeq names its product dolichyl-diphosphooligosaccharide--protein glycosyltransferase 48 kDa subunit (gene Ost48). The transcript has 2 exons. NCBI's taxonomy places the organism in Eukaryota, Metazoa, Arthropoda, Insecta, Diptera, Psychodidae. Bases 51 to 1379 code for a protein of 442 amino acids. The record is from RefSeq and is a predicted model, not a curated record. Gene Ontology annotation, cellular component: oligosaccharyltransferase complex; endoplasmic reticulum membrane.